Messenger RNA from Vitrella brassicaformis, 3904 nucleotides. The record is from the annotation of a GenBank genome assembly. NCBI's taxonomy places the organism in Eukaryota, Vitrellaceae.
GCCAGGGGCAGAAGUGGCUUUCUUCGCCUUCUGCCCGCUGAUUCUUCUGGACGGCUGCUAGCUGAUUGAGUCAGGUUGUUCUUCUACGACGGUUGACCAGCGACGAUGGGUAAUCUGCAGCAGGCGAUGGCACCAGCCGCACAGCAGGGGGAUGGUGGUGACGGCCAGCAGCAGGGACAGCAACGAGGAUGGCUGUGUAAGCCAAUAGGAACAAAUCUCAUGAGAUUGUCUCACUAUGGAUACACAUGACGUGCUGUGUUGUGUUGUGUGUACGUGUGUUCGCUCCUCCCUCUGUUUGCCUUGCUUGUGUGAUGGCUGCAGCUCAGUUGAGUGGUGUCUUCAUGCAGAUCGUCAUGAUGCACAUGAUCUUCAACAUGUUCAUGGGCGGCAACAAGAGGCCGCCCGCCGAUCCCAAGACAGGCAAACCCAUCGCGCCGCUGGACAACUACUUCCCGCCAUCCACCAAAUUCGUAAGACCAACAGACAGAACAGACUCACACACGCAGACACACACACUCAGCAGCGGAUGAAGCAUCUUUCCCCUCCCAACCGGUUGUCUUGUCAGGACCUCUUUGUUCACGUGUCCAAGACACCGAACAACUCAUGGACGGCCCUCACUCGCGAUGCCGAACUGGUGUGGUCGCUCCCGUCCCUGACGUACGACAAGUCCACGUCGUGGCGGUGGCGGCGGAGUGAGGAGGAUAUCGCCAAGAACUCCGUCAACUAUACAUUCGUGCCAACAGAGGGCAUGCUGGCCGGCAACGAGAGUCUCUAUGUCACCCUCACUGCCUUCCCGCACUUCCUCGAUUUGGUGCCUGACAAGGACGUCGAUGAGGUCGAAGAACUCGAGAAACACAAGGUAGGUGGGCAGGUGCAGUGCAGACUCAUGCAGAGAGCCACAUGGUUUGUCUGUGUGUGCGCUUUGACUGUGUCGUCAGAUCGUCAAUGCGUCCGCGCCUCUGACGGUCAAGAUGGAGCCCUUUUCGGCUGAGGAGCUGCAGUCGCUGGUGGGCGGUAGCGAGUUCGACAUGAUGGAGAUGGAGCGGCAGAACAGGGAGAAGGAGAAGGAGGGUGCGGACGAGAAGGGCAAGAAGAAGAAACCCAAGGAGGAGACCAUGCACCUCAAGAAACGCCUCGACCUGCGCAUCGUAUUUGACACCACCAAACACGACCUCCAGAGCCUCAACACGGGGCCCUUCAAAGGUGUGGACCGCAUUCAAACAACUAACUCACCGGAGGCAAAAGAUGGAUGUGGUAUGUUCCUUCCUGUUUGUUUUCUCGCUUCAUCCGUGUAGCCAUUCGUCGUCACCUGUCUGCUGGGGUGUACCACCCCGUGCUGUAUCCGAGCGACUUUUGGCUGCUUGAAAAGGACUACGUCCCGCUGAACGACACACUCAAGGUGACUGACGCGCAAACAAACAGACUGACACAGCAGCGUGCACGCAAGCACCUGUGUAUGUGUCUUGUCAGGGUGAGCCCUUGACGGUGACCUUCACUUGGGACGUGAUAUCGGCCUGGCUGUGGUCGAUAGAGGUCCAGAUGACAGACACAUGGUCAAUGCAGUCACAAUGGGGUGAGUCAGCCCCAGCCAGCCAGCCAGCGCCAGCAACAGUGUGCAUCGGUGAUAUGUGCUCGCUCCGUAUAUGUCACUCUCUGUUCAGGCAUGCACACGCGGCGGGAGUCUUUCAUGCUCAAGGUGGGCAGGCUGACGACAUCUACGAUGACAGAAGAUCGUCUGCCUGGCUUCUUGCGUGUGUGCAGCGCAUCAUAAUGGAGACUAACCCCUACAUGCUGCUCUUCUCGGCCCUGUUCAUCCUCCUCCACACACUCUUCUCUAUGCUGGCGUUCAAAAACGGUACACACACACACACACACUCAGGCACGCACGAAUCGCGAUCACAUCAUGUGUUCCUGGUGUGUGCCUGCCUUUACCCACGCACGCGACAGAUAUACAGUUUUGGUAUUCGGUGGAGUCGAUGCAGGGGCUGUCGGCUCUGUCGAUCCUGAUAUCGUUCGUCUGUGAGGUCAUCAUCGGGCUGUACCUGCUGGACUCGCAAGACACCUCCUGGCUGAUCCUGUUUGAGAUCUUCCUGGGCAUCGCCAUCGAGGGCUGGAAGCUCACCAAGGCCGUCAAGGUCACCCUGCACAAGGAGUUCCCAUUCGUCACUUUCGAGGAUGCCAAGGUCAUACCAGAGAGAGAGUCGUACACAUCCACGCCUACGUUCGUGUGUGUAUGGCAGCAAUACGCAGAGUCCAAGACCAAGGAGUACGAUGAACUCGCCAUCAAGUACAUGACCGUCGCCCUGUCGCCAUGCGUAAGGGAGAGCAACCAGACACAGAGCACGCGUGGGUGCAUGAUGUAUUUAUUGGUCUUUCUGUCACCUUCCUUGAUGCGAUGCGUCUGGACAGAUGAUCGGCUACGCCAUCUAUUCGCUAUACAAGUAUAAAUUCAAGUCAUGGUACUCAUACAUCAUAUCGGUCCUCGCCGGCACCGUCUACACCUUCGGUAAGCGCCAGCCUCGUCAGUCAGCACAGGCAGGCAGCACAACCGAUGUCAGUGUAUAGGUGUGUGUCCAUUUGUGUGUGUGGUGCGGUCUGUAUGUGAAGGUUUCAUCAUGAUGACGCCCCAGCUGUACAUCAACUACCGGCUCAAAUCGGUGGAGCACCUGCCCUGGAAGGCACUCAUCUACAAGUAGGGCACCGUGCGCCGAGCGCCCGCAUACAAAUGUAUGUGCCUAUGCCGCCUCGUCGCAUGAUGUCCGUCUCUCUGUGCAGGGCCUUGAACACCUUUGUGGACGACAUAGCGGCCUUCAUCAUCGACAUGCCCUGGAUGCACAGACUCGCCUGCUUCAGAAACGGUACCUAAGCCAUCUCGCAACACCCCCACACACGCGUGCUGCACACGUCAUCCUUUUGUCUGUGUACGCCACCUCUCUGCUGCAUGCAGAUGUGAUCUUCCUGAUCUAUUGCUACCAGCGGUGGAUCUAUCGCGUCGACAAGACGCGGCCCACUGCAUGGAAGGAAGGGACGGACCCCAACGCACAACAAGCCAACAAUGCAGGUACAAACGUACCCACCCAAGACGCAUAUACACGCGACGGCCUUGCAACCACUGACUGUCCCGCCGUGAUGUGUUCAGAGGGCGCGCCACUGCUGAACGGGACGGCUCCCGCAACUGCAGCCGAUGCAGCCGAUGGCGACACGAGGGGCGAGGCAGCUGCUGCGGCCAGUGCUGGUGCUGACGGUGAGGGUGCCACCACGACGCCUUCCACCACCACCCCCACAGCAGUGCCCGACGACCCCACAACCACACAAGGUGGGAGAGAGCACUCGAAUGAAGGGGACUUCUGGACAAUGCAUAAACCAUUCAUGGUAUACGAGUGUGUAUCUGUCUGUGUGCAGGUCUGAAGGAGAGAAAGAAGGCCGACACCGGAUAAGGCAUCGAGGCUUCCAUCAUGGAUACCUACCUGUGUCCACGGCUGGUCGUUUCUGGUCUCGCCAACUCAUUCAUGAUUUUGACGUUGAUGAGUAGGCAGGCGAGGCACACAGCGUCUCUCUCGAGUAUCGAAGCGAUGGUUUUGACGCUACCUGUGUGUGUGUGUCGAGUGCCAUCUAUCGAUGGCUUGCACGCUCUCUCUGCGUUUUUAAGGAUGCUGUGUGUGCUGUGUACAGAACAGACAGAGGGGCUUGCCGCGUGCAUGUCGGUCGGCUAUGCCGUGCUGUGCUGCCGUGUCGAUGCGAUGGUGUGUGUGUGUGUGUGUGUCACAUAUGUGUAUCGAUAUCGGUAUUGCUGCUUGUCGGAUGACGCCUUUAUGCUACCUACACUUUUGUGAAGACUGGCCACCUACUUACUUACAUCAAUGAAUGCAUUCAUUCACGUGUGUGUGUAUGUAUUGUUGCAAUC